AUGGCAACCAUGACAGCCUGCAGCGGCCUGUCGCCUCUUCCUGGCUGCGGCUGUUCUAUUCUCUCGACCGUUACUCGGAAAAUAGGAAAGGGAAAUCCCUUUCGUGUUGCAUGUAGAGCUUCUACUACUCGGAAAUGGAGAAUUCUAGUCCAGGAUGAAUUUUAUGUUCAAAAAGUGGAGAAUCUUAGGCACUUUUUGGUAUCAUCAUCUUCAGGAGUAAAUCAAAGCAAUUCUGAAGCAACACUACGUGGCAACAAGCACUUUACAGCUUUGUUUAAAGGAGAAGACAUUAUUGAUGAGGCUGUAUAUUACAGUAGCCAGAUUCUUCAAGAAUGCAUGACAAAUAUGGAUCAAAAUUUAUCCAAAUUUGUUAAUCACAAAUUGAGACAUCCUUAUCACAAAAGCAUGGCAAGAUUGAAUUCGAACGACUCUGUCUUUUAUUUUAAAGGCAAAAACAGACGGGAAAAAACAUUGAAAGAGCUGGCAAAUAUGGAUUUUCGGAUGCAAAAAUCCGUUCACAGACAUGAAUUGCAUCAAGUUUUCGAGUGGUGGAAAGAACUUGGCUUGGCAGAGGAAUUGAAGCUCGCUAGGAACCAACCAGUGAAAUGGUACAGAUGGUCCAUGGCCCGCCUAAAAGAUCCCUCCUAUGAAGAGCAAGGAAUUCAGCUGACAAAAUGCAUUGCUUUUAUCUACAUAAUAGAUGACAUUUUUUAUUUUAUGGGACACCCCAAAAACUGGCACUGUUUACAGAAGCCAUAA
This is a messenger RNA of Olea europaea var. sylvestris, 759 nucleotides long. Its product is annotated as probable terpene synthase 13. Bases 1 to 759 code for a protein of 252 amino acids. The transcript has 4 exons. Gene Ontology annotation, molecular function: terpene synthase activity; magnesium ion binding. The record is from RefSeq and is a predicted model, not a curated record. Lineage: Eukaryota; Viridiplantae; Streptophyta; Magnoliopsida; Lamiales; Oleaceae.